ACGCGCAAUAUAUCACACGGCCCUAUAAAUCCCCGCCACGUUACGAGUAUAUGACCAUGUGAGGUGAGGGGAUGAAGAGAGGGAGCUCUCCAGGAAGAGAGGUUUGAGAGAGAGAGAGAGAUGGAAGGGCAGCUGCCACCGAAGAAAGCGGGGAUGAAGCCAAAGGAGCGGCUCUUCCGGGGUGUAAGGAUGAGGAAGUGGGGGAAGUGGGUGGCGGAGAUCAGGGAGCCCAACAAGCGGUCCAGGAUCUGGCUGGGGUCGUACUGCACCCCGGUGGCCGCCGCCAAGGCCUACGACACCGCCCUCUUCUACCUCCGCGGCCGCGCCGCCCGCCUCAACUUCCCUGACGACGUCUCCGUCUACGACGCUGGCAGCGGUGCCGACAUCGGCAUGCCGACGGCGUUAAUAAGGAAGAAGGCGGUGGAGGUGGGCGCCAAGGUCGACGCGCUCCAGCUGAGAAGCGCGUCCGUCUUCUCCUCUCGCUCUCAGGAAUACCGGCGUAGGAAAGAAGAGAAACGGUAUAAGAACCCCGACCUCAACCAGGAGCCCACCCCCGAGAGCUCCGAUGACGAGUGGAGCAGCGGCUUGCAGUAGUAGAUUUGUACGUAUGUAGUGGAACAUGAAAUGAUCUCUUUUCUUUGGAGCGAAAUCUGUUCGAUGUAAAGAGCUUCGAUGAUACUUUAUUUGGUUUCCAUUUCCCUUCCGAAGCAUUAACAAUCUUCGCUUUGCAGGUGAAUAAGAUUCCUGUGGUUAACCCUGUA
Molecule: messenger RNA, 761 nt
Organism: Musa acuminata AAA Group (dessert banana)
Lineage: Eukaryota; Viridiplantae; Streptophyta; Magnoliopsida; Zingiberales; Musaceae
Product: ethylene-responsive transcription factor ERF010-like
Exons: 1
Coding region: 121-594 (157 amino acids)
Biological process (GO): regulation of DNA-templated transcription
Molecular function (GO): DNA-binding transcription factor activity; DNA binding
Source: RefSeq, a predicted model, not a curated record